AUGUUGUUCGUGCGCGAGUCCCUCGGCAGCGAGACGAUACCGAGGGCGGAGCACGCGCUGUCGCUGGCGAAGGGUCAGGCAAAGCCCGGGCCUUCCCGCGCUGGACGGCCGACCGCCUGUGGCUACGACAUCAUCAUCGACGACGGCAGCCACGUGCCGAAGCACAUGCUGCUCACGUUCCGCCACCUGUGGCCGUACGUGCGCCCCGGCGGGAUGUACGUAAUCGAAGACAUCGGCUUCUCGUAUGUCGACGCGCCCUCGAAGAUCUACGGGUACCAGCUCGGCGACGGCGGGAUCGGGCAGCCGCCGCCGGGCAAUCUCGUCGAGAAGUUCAAGCAGUGCAUCAUCAGCGCCAAGGGGGCGAUGGCAGGCUUUGGCAGCACAGAGCUGCUUUCCGAGCUGCCACUUGCAAGCCCCAAACGGCACCGUGGCGAUCACCCUUCCUUUGCACGGCGGCAAUCGCCGCGCCGGUCUCCGCGCGUGCCGCCGGCGGUCGGCACCGCGGCCCUCGAAGAGGGCCUUGAUGCGCUGGAGCCGCUCCCGGCAGCAACAAUGGCACCGGUGCAGCUCAUGGCGCCGCCGCAGCGGCGGACGUCGCAGGCGCGGGCGACUCGGAUCAACGUCCGCGAGCAGCGCAAGCAGAGCGUGGAAGAUGCGGCUGCAAUCACCGAAGAGGGCACAUACUUGUCCCUCUCGCAAGCGAGGCUCGAGGGGAGGCUGGCCGCUGAGGCCGCCGCCGCCGCCGCCGAGGCGCACCGGUUCGUGACGGUCAACUCGUCCGACGGCUCGAGUCAGUCCGUCGGGGACUCGCGAUCGAGCCACUCGAGCCAGGGCGACGAGGCCUAGGCGGGAGAACGGCCCCCGGGUAGGUGGCUGCAUCCCGGUGCCCGCGCCCCGGCCGACAGGGCUCAUCGCUCAGGCGGCGCGCUUCGCGAGACCGUCUGUGCGGGGCGGCGGCACGUGUCACUAUUGGGCAUUGUUCGCGCCAGUUCCACAAUCCGAUCGCGCGGAUUCUCACGAGGAUUCUCAUUCCGUAUUUCGAAAACAAAAAUUCGU
Emiliania huxleyi CCMP1516 is the source of this 1056-nucleotide messenger RNA. RefSeq lists its product as hypothetical. The record is from RefSeq and is a predicted model, not a curated record. The coding region runs from base 1 to 846 and encodes 281 amino acids. Lineage: Eukaryota; Haptophyta; Isochrysidales; Noelaerhabdaceae. The transcript has 5 exons.